AUGAAGUUCUCCGCUGUCCUUGCUCUUGCCGCCUCUGCUUCGGCAGCCACUCUGCAGAAGAAGCAGUCUCUGACCGCCCCGAUUGGCAACUUCUACGCCGACUGCAUUCCUCACAGCACCUUCUGCGCCUACAACUUCACCAUCACCAGCGAUCCUGUCCUCCCCGCCAGCCACUGUGGCGCUUUCCUCCAGGGUCCUGACCAGUUGCCUGAGGUGAAGGACGGCGACUGCCCCGACAACUCCGCCUACACCUGGUCGAUCACCAAGACCACCGACGGCGGUCUUGACUUUGCCAUCUGGUACCCCUUCAACAGCCGCAGCAACAUCACCUAUUGCCACAGCAUCACUGCCGACCAGAUCACUACCCAGAACAACGGCGCUGUCAGCACUCAGCACUACACUGGCCCCGGUAACUUCACUGCUUCCGUCACCGAUUGCUCUGCAUAA
Molecule: messenger RNA, 447 nt
Organism: Neoarthrinium moseri
Lineage: Eukaryota; Fungi; Ascomycota; Sordariomycetes; Amphisphaeriales; Apiosporaceae
Exons: 2
Coding region: 1-447 (148 amino acids)
Source: RefSeq, a predicted model, not a curated record